AUGGCGGCCAUGUCUGUCGAAAGCCGCUACACGCGGACCGCUUGCUUCCCCUGCCGCCACAGCAAGAGACGCUGCGACAAAUCUCUACCAGCAUGCCAGCUAUGUAUCCGCAAGGGAGUAGAAUGCAGCUAUCCAACACGCCGAGCCCAGAAAUACGUUGUGCUACCACAAUCGAGCGAGACACCUCAAACCAUUGCGCCGGCGAGAGACGACUCAAUAACAAGCAGGGUUACCCGCAGCAGUGAGUCGGUUUCACUGGAUCGAGAGUUAUCCUUGGAAGCUUCUCAUGCUACGGCGGGCAUAGCCCAGUCAUUUGCUACGGCCACAGCUAUUCAAUUCAUUGCACCUGGGAUUUUCCGCGACGCACACUUAGAGAUUCCACGUGUUAAUAUUGGCAUCCCUAAGGAUGUUGCUGCUCAGGUCGGAGACUUUGGACAGAUUCGUGAUACUUAUACCACGUUUUCUUCUCAAGCUGUCAUAUGGACGCCAGUGAUCUUCCGAAAGAACUUUUUCAACAUUGCACUCAACCCACUAUCUCCACGGCGGACUGAAGGCAUCCUAAUGUGCUUAUGUAUGAAACUGUACUGCACACCCGCGCCUUCAUACGAGGACGAUGGGAAAAGGACGCUCUACAAGAUGGUUAAAGAAUUCUACGCUAAAGUAGAAGCCACUGGAACCAUGUCUAUUUGUAUUUUGCAGUCGGCUCUGCUGAUUGCCGUCUAUGAGAUUGGGAAUGCAAUUUACCCGGCUGCAUAUAUGACCGUUGGAAGUUGUGCUAGGUACGGUGUUGCUCUGGGCUUGGAUAAGUUGAUGGUAAAUUUGACUGGAGAAGGGAACUUGGGCAAGCCUUGGAUGGAAAUAGAAGAAAUGAGGAGAGUCUGGUGGGGAGUACUCAUAUUAGAUCGAUUUCUAAAUCUCGGAAACCCUUCAAGAUGCCUAACAACGAAAGAUCCAGCGUACGAUGAUUAUCUCCCGGUGGAUGAUCAAAAUUUUUUGGGUGCCACAGCAAGGCCCCAAGACAACAUUAAAAUAUCUGCUGCAUUUAGUCUCAAGAUGGGCCCAUUCGCCAGAUUAGCCCAAGCCACGUAUUUGGUCAACCAGGCUCUCAAUCUUCUCUCUUCUCUUUCUACGCAGGAUGAGGGAGUUGAAUCGGUCAAUGUGGGCAAGGAAAGUGCACAGCUACGCCGUACAAUUGAGGCACUAGUAUCAGUAACCAAGACGGAAUUUGAAUUUCGCGAUUUGGUAACUUGCUGUCAAGCUGCAGUUUCGUAUUGUGCCAUAUUGCUGCUCCAAGAGUACCACUGGCGACGAGUGCGUAUCAGCUCAACCGAAGAAGCAUACACUCAUAUGUUUCCAGAGUCGCGACGUGUCCUGGAGAUGUUGACGCAAAUGGCAUUUUGUAUGCGCAAGGAUGCAGAAGAGGGAAGAAGCUUGGAUGAGGAGUACCCAGUGUUUCUCAUCCAAGUGCUCUAUCAAGCAGCACUGGCGACCAUCGAAAUGGGUCAGGGGACCCCAAAUGAACAACUCGAAGAAAGACUUGGAACAUUAAAGUGGCUUCUUCAGCACAUCCAGCCGAGGUGGCGGGUAGCGGGUGUGUAUUUAUCCAUUUUGCAGUCUAAAGAGGCAAUGCUUGCUGCCGCUAUUUAGUGGCAUCUGAAUGAAUGAACCUGUUAUAAUAGUGGAAUUCUAGUAGCGGAAAUGGAUGAUUUUUCUCCUUAGCUUUAAGUAGACCGCCGGAUGACUGACCAUAAAACUGAGGUGAGGAAGCGUAUAGUCUAAUAAACACGCAGAGUAUC
Molecule: messenger RNA, 1796 nt
Organism: Trichoderma asperellum CBS 433.97
Lineage: Eukaryota; Fungi; Ascomycota; Sordariomycetes; Hypocreales; Hypocreaceae
Biological process (GO): DNA-templated transcription; regulation of DNA-templated transcription
Cellular component (GO): nucleus
Molecular function (GO): zinc ion binding; DNA-binding transcription factor activity, RNA polymerase II-specific; DNA binding
Source: RefSeq, a predicted model, not a curated record